AUAUAGAACUUAUCUAUGAGCAAAUUUAUCGACUCUCACUAAUGACAUCACUCAAACAUUCCCUCUGUGUAGUUAAAGGUGUUAUCAUUAUUCAACAUUUAACCACACCUCAAACCCCUGGAGAAUCAUAUUUGACGACUCCUUUAGCGACGAAUAUCAAACCGUCGCUAAAAUACAAAGUUUGAGUUCCACCGUUUCCCUAGAAAAUUGUAUAACCCCUAUUACCUGCUAACUGAAUUUCAAAAUCUCCCAUGAACUUCUAAUCAUGCCACAACUUGCUAACUUCAGUCACGGUACACAUCACUCAUGGCACACAAUAUCAAAAGGAAAUCAAACAAAUAGAAACUCACCAAACCAACAAUUCACAAUCAAAGUAAUACUGUUAAACUUGCCCAAAGAAAAUUUUGUUUGUCUAUUCAUAUCAAAAGGAAGUCAAGCUUUGUUGUCUUCUGAAUCGUUCACACCAUGCACUGCCUUCUUUUGCAACCCAUAUUCACUGCGAUCCUUGUACCAAGGCUUAGUGAAGGAGAAGUACAGUCUGAGGGAAGAUUUUCCUUACAGGCUAAUUUGGCAGGGGCAUAUUCCCUCUAAAGUUUGCACGUUUUUGUGGAUCGUACAGUAGAAGAAAAUUCUUACGCACGACUCCCUGAAGAGGCGGGGAUGGAGCUUCCCCAGCAAAUGCGUUCUCUGCGGUUCAAGCGAAGAGGAUGCGAAUCACAUCUUUAUCACUUGCUGCUUCACCCGCAAAAUCUGGGAUAGAAUGCAAACUUUCGUGCACUUGGAGCAGGUACCGUCGGACAUAUCACAGGCAAUACAGAUUUGGCCACGGAGGAAACCUGCUUGCCCGAAGGACUGGUGCACAAGGACGUUUCUGCAUGCUCUGUGCUGGAGUGUGUGGAGAGAAAGGAAUUAUAGGAUCUUUGAAGACAGAGCAACUACGGAGAAUGUCAUUGCGUUUAAGAUUGGUAGUUUGAUUGCGAGAUGGUUGGUUGUGGCAAACAAAGUGGAAAAGGACACUGCUGAUCCUUGGGUAGAAGCGUUGCGGCAGGCUACGAUCGGUUCGGCUAGUUCUUAAGCGGGUGGGAUUUUGUUUUGGGCGCCAUGUUUAGUCCCCCUCGUUUUUGUUGUUUUGCUGCCUGUAUCUGUACUGUUUCUGCAGCUUCUGUGCAGUAACCUUUCCUUUCUUUCCCCCCCUUUUCUCUCCUGUAACUAUAUUUGUUUUAAUAAAAUUUGUUCACCAUUAUAAAAAAAAAGCAUAAAAAAAAGGCAUAAAAAAAAAAGGUCUGUCUUUCAAAAUUUGUUUGUUUCUUCUUAAAAAGUUGUAGUGUAUAUAUAGUUAACUUCUUCCAUCUUCUCGUUUUGUCAAACAUCAAUUGUCAAAAUAUAUAUAAUAGCAAAAUUUUCUGAAGUCUUCUCUGGUUUCCACCAAGAAGAUGGUGUACCUACAACGAAGGGCUUCUUUUUUACCGGUAUAAAGAAACCCUUUUUUCGUAACGAAUUCAUCGUCAUAAAAGACAAUACAAGCCACAUGACCUUUAACGACCAAACUCUGGCCAGCCUAGCGCUCGUGUAAAUAUCCCAACUCUCCCGCUGCCACAACUCAAACAAUUCACUGAGCAAAACGUGAAAGAGAACGAGUGAGAGAUAGAAAUACAAAUAAGACGAUAGGGGGCAAGAAAUGGAGAAGCCAACGACGACCCUCAUCUUGUCGCUAAUGGUGACAGUCUUAUUAGCGACCACCCACGCAGCGGACACGGCGAAUGCUCGGAAACUUGGCGGCUCCACGGCCACCGCCUUCAGUGAUCGUGGUUACCAAUUCCUGGCCAUUAAUGAUACGGGAGGGAUCGGUGAUUUCGGAGGCUGCGGUGGGAAAAGAUCAAUACGGUGCGCUGACGGUCUCUGUUGCAAUCAGUUCGGUUAUUGCGGUAGUGAAACCGACUAUUGCGGCGACGGAUGUCAGCCAUCAUACGGCAAAUGCGGCACCGGCGGCGGCGGCGGCAAGAGUAUACCCUCGCCGCCACCGCCCGGGAAACCGUGACGUCAACAUUCCUCAAGGUUCAUAAUUAUUAACAGCUUUAUACUCGAUCGGAAGUUAGAAGGGGAUGCUUAGUAUUAGUAAUGAAUAACGCUGUCAAAUUCAGCGAUGAAAUUAUAAUAUGGUAAUAAAUGCUUUCCUCGGGUGUUCUCUUACUAUAGGAAUAAUGUAUCUGUCUCAAACUAUUCUUUUUCAUCACAUAGAGAACCUGGUGCUUCCUUUAGAUAAUUUCUAUAUCUCAAUUUUCUCUUUUCAUUCCCUUAAUUUCACUAGCUAGCUUUCACCUCAUGGCCCGGAAUUUUCGUUCAUCAUGUUGUUCGUUGAGAGUAAAUAGGUCCAUUUGUACAAUAUUGUCCGGUUUGUACUAAGAUUGAAUUGAUUUUCUUUUUAGGUAUCAUCCCCGCCAAAAGGGCUAUUACUAAUGAGUUAAUUUAGUCAACACUAAUAUACAAUGGUCAUUUUUAUUGUAUGGAGUGUCCUAUACCAAUCCUUCACCUCAAGACAAGGACCGACCACCGAAUUUGUAUUUUUCUCUCUGCGAUUAUCUUGAUCCGUCAGAUACCUUUCAUAGAUAGGCUCUUCACACAAGGAUUUACCAUAUGCAUAUCUUGAUUUUCAUGUCUGAGAGACGCAAGUCGCUUUCUCGAUCCACCUAACAAAUGCAUAUUUUGUUUGCUUUGCCAGACAACGCAGAUUUCCAAUUAGAACUGCCAAAUAGACACAAAAACCGGGAGACGACAAAACAUCAAGUGCAUAGUCGUACAAGUAAUAAAGUAUAAGUAAAAUUAUUGUUUUUUGGGAGAUUGGUGAAAUUCAACCAUAAACAAAUUUUAUAGAAACUAUAGAAAUUUCAAAGGAUGUAAUAAAGUGUUAGAUUGAAAAAAUACAAAAAAAUUAAUUAUCCUGAAGAACGAUAUCCCUAAAAUGACUGUAUAAUUCCCUAUUUAAUCCAUUGCCGUUUCGAUAGGCAAAGUUUUCACAUUUCACAAUAGAAAAUGGAGAAAAAGUCGCGAUUAAAAUAUCUAGAUAAUGAAAUCCCAGAAACUUCCCCAGAAAUUGAUUAGUUCAUGAUGAAAAGAAAGAAUAUAAACAUGCUAAUGUUCAACAUCAUAACUAAUAAUUUAAACAAAUAAGUAGAGAAAAUAGUAAAGUUUUGAAGUUAAUCCAUAGCUUACAAAACUCUUCCUUUCUUCAAAAUGCUCUACUGACUAUUCUAAAAUGUGUCAAAGUGAACUAUCUCCUUUGAUUUUUCUCUCGAAAACUACUCUCCAACAGUGCCUAAGAGGGUCCUGCUUACUUGUUUGUUCUUCCCUUUUAAGCUCCCUUCCAACACAUUUUCUCCCUCAAAACAAUGCACUUGCGGCUUCCAUUGCCAAGAGAGAAAGUUGUUGUGCCAGCUAAAGUCUCUCCUUUCAUUAAAUUUUAUGCAUAUUUGUAUUUAUUGGCGAGCCACCAAAUUCAAGUGCUCACUUUAAAAAAAUCUAGUCCAAUCUCAAUACAUUAUGAGGGUUGCUCUUAGUUGGGUGAAGAUUGCAACUCAGUUUAGUUCAGUGGAUCUUCCUCGCGAUAGCCUCCUGCUGGGCAUUAGCGUUUACACGUACGUGUGGUUUUGAUCAAGAUUAUCAAAACACAAAAGGACAGGAAAACUUCCCUCUAUAUAGAGAAUAUACUCGAUUUCACCUAAGUUAAGUCACAAUUCAAUUAUUGUGAGUGAAUUAUGAUAAAAAGGUUAGGAAAUC
Messenger RNA from Linum trigynum, 3774 nucleotides. The record is from the annotation of a GenBank genome assembly. NCBI's taxonomy places the organism in Eukaryota, Viridiplantae, Streptophyta, Magnoliopsida, Malpighiales, Linaceae.